GCUUGUACCAUCAAUUGCUCAACAAUAUAAAGGUGCAGGUGAUCAACAAUUUCUUUCAGACAAUGUAUGGGGAAAAGUUAGAAGACGUUCAUUGAGUUUUGAUAGUUAUAGUUGUCAUAUAUUUGGUGGUCGGCCAUUUCUUUCUCAACGGCCAUUAAGUGAUAAUUGUUUUCUUGGAUGUAUAAGACCAUGUUGCAUCACUACAACCUCUCAUAAUUCUAAUAAUCCAAACAACACUUGUCCACCAGCUUGUCGACCAAAAGAUCAUCAAGAUUGGAUUUAUUGUUAA
Molecule: messenger RNA, 289 nt
Organism: Rotaria sordida
Lineage: Eukaryota; Metazoa; Rotifera; Eurotatoria; Philodinida; Philodinidae
Source: the annotation of a GenBank genome assembly